AGUGUAUUAAAGAGUUUUUGAAAUGUUUUAAGAAAUAUUUUGCAUGUGGAUUUAAUAUUCGAUUUAUAUUAAAUCUAGACAGCUUUUAGAAAAUAAUGAAAUUAGAAAAGACAUUAAGAUAGAAAAAUAUGGAGUAAAGGAAUAUUUAAAUUUUUUGAGAGGAAAUGAGACAUAGAAAUUAAUAUCAAAAAUCGUAAAUAAUUUUGUGGAAGUCGUGAAAUAUAUUAGUACAAAAAUUAGUAAAACAUUGGAACCUGUUUUUGCGUAAUAUUUUGUUGCUAAUUACGAUUACAAAAACUUCACCUAGAAUAAUGACUUCAUGCAUUUACGGAGCAAUUAUUGCAUUGCUAUGCAUUUUUUGUUAUUACAACACACUUUACUGUGGCUUUGUUUUUGAUGAUAUAAGUGCAAUAAAGGAUAAUCGUGAUCUACGGCAGCAUACUCCUUUUAAAAAUAUUUUCAUGAACGAUUUCUGGGGAACCCCAAUGUACAAAGAGCAAAGUCACAAAUCAUAUCGACCACUGUGUGUACUCACAUUCCGUUGGAAUUAUGCAGUGCAUGGACUAGAUCCCGUAGGAUAUCACUUAGUGAACGUCGCUAUGCAUAUUCUGGUAUCUAUUAUGUAUUUUUGCAUGUGUACAACGAUUGUUCCUGAUUUAGUAGCUUUCAUUGCUGCUCUUUUUUUUGCUGUGCAUCCUAUACAUACCGAAGCUGUCACAGGAGUUGUUGGCAGAGCCGAAGUCAUGUGCAGCAUAUUUUUUUUAGCUGCUUUCAUUUCUUAUACAAAAGCUUCACUAAGUAGAAAGUCUACAGGAUGGCGUUACUUAUUUCUUUCGGUAGUUGCAGUUACUGCAGCCAUGUUAUGUAAAGAACAAGGAAUAACAAUCUGCGGAAUAUGUGCAAUAUAUGAAAUAUUUGUAGUUCAAAAAGUUCACAUGAAUGAUCUAAAGCAUAUGUUACAGAAUGUUACUUGUGGUAAAGCACCAUCAUUGACAAAUAAUUGGUGGCCUAAUGAAGCUACUCGACGUCUCGUAGUUCUAUGCUUAUCAACUGUUGGCUUGCUAUUUGCCAGACUCCAUAUUAUGGGAUCCCAGCUUCCUGUUUUUACAAGGUUUGAUAAUCCAUCAAGUGUAAGCCCAACGCCAUCACGUCAACUAACUUACAAUUAUCUCGUAUCAGUCAAUCUUAGACUUCUCCUAUUUCCUAACGAUCUGUGUUGCGAUUGGACGAUGGGAACGAUUGAGUUAAUCAAAUCUUUCAAUGAUGUACGCAAUGUGAUGACAAUUCUGACUUAUACAAUAUAUGGUUGGAUGAUUUGGUUGGCAAUCAGUUGUGAAAAUCGACGUAAGGCAAAUGCCCUUCUAAUGAGUCUUGCUUUCAUGAUUCUACCGUUCUUGCCAGCGUCAAACCUUUUUUUUCCUGUUGGAUUUGUUGUCGCAGAAAGGGUCCUUUACAUGCCAUCAAUGGGCUUCUGUUUAAUGGUUGCUUACGGUUUUCAUCUUAUCUUAGAACGAUGUUUUUCGAAAAAGCUGAUAUGGUUUUGCAUGGCAGCCUUUUUAAUGUCACAUGCCAUAAAAACAUGGAAUCGAAACUGGGAUUGGGAGUCAGAAUAUUCAAUUUUCAUGAGCGGUUUGAGGGUGAAUAAAAAAAAUGCCAAACUAUUCAACAACGUAGGACAUGCGCUUGAAAGUGAUGGAAAAUUUCUUGAAGCAUUAAAGUAUUUUCAAUCUGCUGUGAAAGUCCAAAAAGAUGACAUUGGUGGGUGGAUCAAUGUUGGUCGUACGUACAACCAUCUCAAAGAGUAUAAAGAAGCUGAAAAUGCAUAUUUGAUAGCGAAAAGUCUUCUUCCAAAAGCAAAACCUGGAGAAUCUUAUCAAACAAGAAUUGCUCCAAACCAUUUAAAUGUAUUCUUGAAUCUCGCAAAUCUCAUUUCAAAAAAUAUAACUCGUCUUGAAGAGGCAGAUUCGCUGUAUCGUCAAGCGAUAUCAAUGCGAAGCGACUAUACUCAAGCUUACAUCAAUAGGGGAGACAUAUUAAUUAAAUUAAAUCGUACAAAAGAAGCACAGGAGGUUUAUGAACGAGCCCUUUUAUACGACAGUACCAACCCUGAUAUCUAUUACAAUCUAGGGGUUGUUUUUCUUGAACUUAAUAAACCAACACAAGCAUUAGCUUACUUGGAUAAGGCUCUUGAAUAUGAUCCAGAUCAUGAGCAAGCUCUGUUAAAUUCUGCUAUCCUUCUUCAGGAAUUAAAUAAACCAGAGUUGAGAGAAAUUUCUAAGGAGAGGCUUUUAAAGUUGCUUCAAAAAGAUGAGCUUAACGAGCGAGUCUAUUUUAAUCUUGGAAUGCUUGCUAUGGAUGAUCGAAACAUUGAAGAAGCUGAACAGUUUUUUCGUAGGGCAAUUCAUAUAAAACAAGAUUUUAGAAGUGCUCUUUUCAAUCUUGCACUUUUGCUUGCUGAUGAUCAUAGACCUUUGGAGGCAGCACCCUUUUUAAACCAGCUUGUGAAAUAUCAUCCAGAUCAUGUUAAAGGCUUUAUUCUUCUUGGUGACAUUUAUAUAAAUAACUUGAAAGAUAUAGAUGCAGCUGAGAACUGUUACAAACAGAUUCUUCAAUUAGAUCCUGUAAAUAUUCAAGGCUUACAUAAUUUAUGCGUCGUUUAUGUUGAACGAGGUCUUCUUUCAAAAGCAUAUGCUUGUCUUCAUGAGGCACAUAAAUUAGCACCUGGUGAGGAUUACAUAAUGAAGCAUUUACAAAUUAUCGAUACACGAAUGGCCAGAUUAAAAGCUCUAAACACAAAAAGUCGUGAAAAAGAAUUAGCUUUCGCUGAAUAUGAUCCACGCGAGUUUGGCGGUCUGGUUGUAAAAGAUAGUGACAAAAUGAAGUUAAAAAUUUCACAACUCCCUAAACCUAAAACUAAAGAUGACACUAAAACAUUACGCACAUCUGAUGAACCCAUUUUUAUCGAGCCUAGUCAGCAAUCAGAAAACCAUCAGAAAUCCGAAAGUUUAAAACGUAUACAAAACAAUUUUGUCACUGAUUUAGAUGAUCCGUCUUCGGGGAUGUCAUAGUAGCAUUGCGGUUUUUUUACAGAAAACUUUUAGUGCCAAAAGUAAGUCGAGUAACUUUUAUACCUCUGUAACAUAAAAAAAAAGGAAAAACGAAAAGAUUUUUUUGAAAGAAUACUCUACGAUCAUCUAUAUUAACAGUAUAAAAAAUAUCAGUGAUUGGUGUUAUAUAAUGUGUUAUUUGCUUCUUCUUAUUUGCUUUUGGGCUUGGUGGAAGUUUUUCAAAUCACAAAAAAAAUGUGAAAGUUUCAAACAUUUUCGAUUAGAACAUUUUUAAAUAAUCGAGAGAAACCGACGAUGUGUUUAGUUUGAUAUUUUUGUACUACAUUCCCUUCUCAGCAUAGUCACUAAAUAAAUAAGAACUUAUGAUACUCAUAAUAAACAUUUUGCUUGCAUAAUUUAAAAAAUUCCUUAGAUCAAAAGCAAUUCUGUAAUACAUAUGACAUAAAUAAUUUACCAAAAAAAAAUUUAAAAUGAUUUUGUACAAAUGUUGAUUUUUUAAUUCUCAUUUUAUAUUCAUUGAUAGGUUUUUUUUAAACUUUUCAAAGACGUAAUUAAAUGUGAUGUUCGUGAAUUACAUAGAUGAGUAGAAUUAUAACAGAAUUGUUUGCAUAAUUAUGCAAUGUCAGAGUUUCAUAGACAAUUAGGUGAUGUAACUCAAAAUAAUGGGAUUUAAAAUAUAUAAAGAAAGACUGCGCUUUUAAGUAAAGAAAGGUUAUGAACUACGUACGAAUAUGCAUCUCUUUCAUUUCUUAUAUUCAUCAAGUUUAAAGGACAAAAAAAAUCGAAAUGACAGAUAAAUAAGUAUUGUACUUAAUGAUAAGCUUAAUAUGUGGUUAGUAUAACUGUUAGAAAAGGUUUUAUUUUAAGAUAAUAAUAAUGUACUACGCUUUGUUCUCCAAAUACUUCUGAAAGUCUGCUAAUCAUCCGACAGAUCGAGUGUGAAAGGAAAAGUGUGAAUGAAAGUUUCGAUGAAAAUAUGAUAAUAUUAGGAAGAUGAGAUUUAAAAAGGUUUUUAUUGCAUUUGUAAAAAAAUGCGUUUAUAUAAAAGGACAUCUAUUUUUCUAUAAAGAUGCAGAAAGGAAUCUCAAAAAUCUUAAGGGAAAUUUACAAAAAAAAAAUGAUAAAUAUGUGACAGGUGGAAAAAAAUUUUCAUAUUUUUGCUUCUAAUAUUGCGUUGCUUUUUUUCUAUCAAAUUUGAUAACACUAUAUCAAAAUUCAAUAAACCCAUUUUACAAAGAAGACAAAUUAAUGUUGUGCCUUGGAACAGAAAAAAAUUAUAAUUUGAGUUGAAAAAUUCCACAAGAUUUUGUAGCUGUUUAUUAAUGAUCGAAGAAAUUAGAUAAUCCAAAAAAUAACAUUCCUAAUAAUUAAGAAAUUAUAUUUUAAUUACAAUCAACUCUUGAUAAGAAAUGCUUUUGAUAAGAAAUUUCACUCGAUAUUAAAUUGCAUGUGACGAAAUCCUGAACAAAAUUUCUUCGAUCAGAAUUUUCACUUGAUGUAAAUUUUUGGUUCCUUCAAAUAUUUAUUAUCAAGAAUUGACUGUAGAAUACAGUUUUUUACAUAAAUUUUGGUUCCAAAAUAUUCAUUCAACAUUUUAAAGGAAAGUAUGGAUGAGUAUAAAUAAAGGGUAGUGAAAUGUAAAGAAAAAGAAAUAUAUUUAUUAAUAGAAGAAUAAAAAAAAUGUCAAACGAAGA
Molecule: messenger RNA, 4762 nt
Organism: Clunio marinus
Lineage: Eukaryota; Metazoa; Arthropoda; Insecta; Diptera; Chironomidae
Source: the annotation of a GenBank genome assembly